AUGCUGGCUCGGCGCCAAGCCGGGGCGCCGCUGUCUCGGGCCGCCGUCCCUCCGGGAGUUGGCCGCGCCCUCCCCCGCUCCCCGACGCCUCCGCGCGUCCCCGCCCCGUUUCCUGCGGCCGCGCCCCGCCCCGGCCCGUCCCCGGAGCGGCGGGGCGGCGCGGGCGGCCGGAGCCCAGGCCUGGAAGUCGGCGGGCCCCGCCCCGACCGGGCCCGCCCCCUCGGGGCGCCCCCGCCGCGCAGCGCCCCCUACCCGCCGCCGGAGGGAGGGUUGGGGACCGCGCGGCCCGGCCGAGGAGCUGCGUUCGGACCACGUGGGCACGGGGAGGGGGCGGCGGGCGCGACAGGGUCCCUGUCCCAGCCCGCGUCGGCCGCGCGGGGGCGACCCGCGUGCCGUGUGCACCGCGUGCGUGUGUUCGCUGAGCGCCCUGACCGACCAGGCGCGGCGGAUCGGAGUAGGGGUCUCGACCUGCCAGGAGGGCUAACACGAGAACGACAGGCCGGACCCAGUGCAGACGAAGAACUGGAGCUUCUGGGGGACUGGAAGCGGGCGGAGGGUCUUUGGGAAACGGGCGGACUUCUGGAGAAGCUGAACUCGCACCACCCAGCAGUUCUGCCCCUGGUUCUGCUCCUGGGACAUCAACAACCGAGAGGAACGCGUGGGCAUGAGCCCCGAGAGAUGUGUCCCCGGAGGUCCAUAUCCCUGUCGAUAACGGCCUCAAACUGGAAACAGCCCGUCAAGAGUAGAGUGGAAGCGGAAUUGUAGCCUGGUCAUACGGUGGACACAGCAGAGAGUGAUGUCCCGCACGACGGGGGGAUGUUUCCUGAAAGAAAUCGGAUACCACUGUAUACGCCGCGUGAUUCCUUCCAUAUGAAGUUCAAAACACACAAAACUAAUCAAUCGGUGUCAGGAGAAGUGGUCGCCCUUGAGAGACAGAAAGGGAGCUCUGGCCCUGCUCCUGUUCAGUUUCUUAACCGGAAACUGAUGAAGAUAGGGCUGGUCGCUCCUCCCCCACUGUAUUUACUUUGAAUAUUCACCAAACUUUGAAAAUUCACCAAAUGUUCCCUGUCUAUUAUACCUCAGUAAAGCCUUACUUAAAAUGA
Molecule: messenger RNA, 1103 nt
Organism: Mustela erminea (ermine)
Lineage: Eukaryota; Metazoa; Chordata; Mammalia; Carnivora; Mustelidae
Product: translation initiation factor IF-2-like
Exons: 4
Coding region: 1-765 (254 amino acids)
Source: RefSeq, a predicted model, not a curated record